This is a messenger RNA of Darwinula stevensoni, 1989 nucleotides long. The record is from the annotation of a GenBank genome assembly. NCBI's taxonomy places the organism in Eukaryota, Metazoa, Arthropoda, Ostracoda, Podocopida, Darwinulidae.
AUGGAUCCGGUGGUGGAUCAAACGGUAAUCACCGAGCGCGAGCUUGAAAACCGUAUUGCUACAGUUACUGCACAAAUUAAUAAGCAAGGCACUGAAAUGCCUGAAGAAAGCGUUUUGCGCAAACAAAUUUUAGAGCGUUUAAUUUCGGACACACUUCAAAUUCAAUAUGCUGCGCAAACGGGCCUGCGUGUGGAUGACGCGCAACUUGAUAAAACGAUUGAGCGUAUUGCUGAGCAAAAUCAACUCACGAUAACUGAAUUUAGCGAGGCUAUUGGCAGAGACGGCAUUAGCAUGCGCAAAUUCAGGUCAGAUAUUCGCAACGAAAUCACCAUUGCACGUCUGCGGGAGCGCGAAGUGGAUGGUCGUGUGAAUGUCACAGAGUCUGAAGUUGAUAAUUAUCUGACAACCCAAGCAGCCGCUGGCACUAGCCAAGAUGAGUUUGAAAUCUCGCAUAUUUUAAUUCGCACGCCGCCUGAUGGCACACCUGAGGACAUUCAAAAAGCCCAAGCAAAAACUGAUGAGGUCAUGAAAAACCUUAAGUCUGGUGCGAGUUUCGCAAAAGUCUCAGCCAGUUUUUCUGACGCGCCAAAUGCUUUAGAGGGCGGCAAUUUGGGCUGGAAACAAGGCGCACAAAUGCCCAAUUUGUUUUUAGAGGCAUUAAAUAGCAUGCAAAUUGGCGAUGUUUCUGAGCCCAUUCGUAGCCCAAAUGGCUUUCACAUACUUAAGCUUACUAAUAAGCGCGGUGGCAACUCACCUCUAGUGGUGCAGCAAACCCGCGCGCGACAUAUUUUGAUUAAAAUUACCGAAAUCAUGUCUGAAAAAGAAGCUAAAACCAAAAUGGAUCACAUCAAAGACCGUUUGGAUAAUGGCGAAAAAUUCGAUGCUUUAGCCCGUCAAUUUUCAGAAGAUGGCAGUGCCGCUAAUGGCGGUGAGUUAAAUUGGGUGAACCCUGGUGACACUGUGCCGCAAUUUGAAAAAGCCAUGAAUGCACUCAAAGAAAAUGAAAUCAGCGCGCCUGUACAAACUCAAUUUGGCUGGCAUAUUAUUCAAGUAUUAGAGCGUCGUGGGCAAGAUAUGACUAAAGAAGCGGCUCGCCUAAAAGCCCGCCAAGAGAUCCGCGCUCGUAAAGCUGAUGAAGCUUACCAAGAUUGGAUUCGCGAGCUACGCGAUCGUGCUUACUUAGCGCAGCAGGCAUUACCUGCCAAAAUCAUUGUCAUUGGCGAUCAAUACGCGCUACAAAAACGCGCACAGAUUCUUAAUUUACCUCUCAACAUAUGUGCUGAUGAAGUGCCGCAUAUAGGUAACGGCGGCUUGCAAGUGCUACACCACCCACUUGCCGAGCCAGCAGUUGCAGGCAAACUCAAUGUCAACAAUAGUGCCUAUGUGCUAAACACCCUGACCACCGCAACCAAAGGUUGUAUGAAUGGCCUAUUUGAUGCCAUGGUCACCGCACCCGUGCAUAAAGGCGUGAUUAAUGACGCAAACAUUAAUUUUACAGGCCAUACAGAGUUUUUAGCUGAACUGACUGGCACCCCACAAGUGGUGAUGAUGUUAGUCGGUGGCCAAGGUGAAAGUAUGCUGCGCGUUGCGCUGGCAACCACCCACCUUGCUUUAAAAGAUGUACCUGCUGCAAUUACCCAAGCUAACUUAGAAACCACCAUCCGCAUUUUACACACCGAUUUAAUGCAAAAAUUUGGCAUUAAAAAACCUAAAAUUUUUGUGGCUGGCCUAAACCCACAUGCGGGUGAAGGCGGCUAUUUGGGCAUGGAAGAAAUUGAAACCAUCAACCCCGUAUUAGAAAAACUGUGUUCGCAGGGCUUUGAUUUAAUUGGUGCGCUACCUGCCGAUACCAUGUUUUCAGCUAAAAACAUCAAAGCUGCUGAUGCCUUCUUAUGCAUGUAUCACGACCAAGGCUUGCCCGUGCUGAAACACACCAGUUUUGGUGAAGGCGUCAACAUCACGCUCGGCUUGCCGAUUAUUCGAACCUCG